Messenger RNA from Saxophila tyrrhenica, 960 nucleotides. RefSeq lists its product as uncharacterized. Gene Ontology annotation, molecular function: iron ion binding; trimethyllysine dioxygenase activity. Gene Ontology annotation, biological process: carnitine biosynthetic process. Gene Ontology annotation, cellular component: mitochondrion. Bases 1 to 960 code for a protein of 319 amino acids. The record is from RefSeq and is a predicted model, not a curated record. NCBI's taxonomy places the organism in Eukaryota, Fungi, Ascomycota, Dothideomycetes, Mycosphaerellales, Extremaceae. The transcript has 5 exons.
AUGACGAAUAAUGCUGACACAUCGUUGCAAGUCGGCGACGGUCAUAAGACAGUGGUUGCAAAGGCAGCUCUUCUGGAAAGGCAAAGCUUUGCUAUUGAGCUUCGACGACUCGGAAAUGUCGCAAUCAAGACGUGGGAUGCCAAAAUUGCUGCAGAGCCGCCUGCGGUUCAGUAUGGCGAUGUAACCUCCGCAGGCGUGGGCGAAUUGCUCCACAAAAUCAGGACGUUCGGCUUCUGCUUUAUUGACGACAUUGAGCCCACGCCGGAAGCCACCCAAGGUCUGCUGGAAAGCAUUGGGCCGAUCAGAAACACCCACUAUGGCGGCUUCUACGACUUCACCUCUGACCUGUCUUCGAAAGACACUGCGUAUACAAGCGAAAGCUUAGAGCCUCAUACUGACAAUACAUACUUCACUGAACCGGCAGGCCUACAGGCAUUGCACCUCCUCUCGCACACCGACGGAGGUGGCGGGGAGAGCUCUCUUGUCGACGGCUUCCAAGUCGCGGCGAAACUUCACGAGCAAGAUGUGCGAGCUUACUCCAGACUGAGUUCCAUCCCAGUCUACGCGCAUGCAAGCGGCAACGACGGGAUCAGCAUACAGCCCGCCGAGCCGCAACCGGUGCUUUCUCACUCUCGUCACGUUCGGCAUCUGACUCAGGUUCGGUGGAACAAUGCUGAUCGGGCGGGUAUCUCCGCCCAAUACGGCAAUGUGGAGGGCUGGUAUGAUGCAGCAGCCAAAUUCGAUGCUCUGAUCAGCGAGCCGAAGAACCAAUACUGGUUUCAGUUGAAGCCGGGCAGGCUUCUCAUCCUCGACAACUGGCGGGUGCUUCACGGACGAGCAGCUUUCACUGGCAAGCGGAGGAUGGCAGGAGGCUACAUCCCACGCGACGACUUCAUCUCCAAAUUCAAGGCCACCAACAUGACUGCCGAAGAGAUCAAGUCGUCCACGGUGACGGGCUGA